AUGUUCCUAAUGAAGUGCUGUGUAAUUUAUUCUUCGCUCCAGGCUUGGCCUUUAUUACCUCCAAGUACCUUACAGCAUCUCCACUUUCCCAAUUUGUGGCAGGUCCAGGCAGAUGGGACAGACGGAAACUGUGUCACAUUUGUGUUGCACGAUGAGGAUCACACACUUGGCAACUCUCUGCGAUACAUGGUCAUGAAAAACCCAGAUGUGGAGUUCUGUGGCUACUGCAUCACUCACCCCUCUGAAAGCAAGAUUAACUUCCGGAUCCAAACCAGGGGGUCCCUUCCAGCUGUUGAGCCAUUCCGAAAAGGCUUGAACGAUCUGAUGGGUGUUUGUCAGCACGUCCUCAACACCUUUGAGAGGAGCAUGAGGGAAUACAGGGCCCAGAGGAAGGAAGAGAUGCAGUAGCAUCUGGAGAUGACAGUCCCUGUGGAUAAUGUGCAUAGCCCAUGUGUGUGAGUGUGUGUUGAAUUCCCCAUGUCAAGAGUUUCUUGUUAUUUUCUAUGACCACUUUGAAGUAAAUUUGUAUUUUUUCUAAUAAUAAAGUGUGAAGUGUGAA
Molecule: messenger RNA, 559 nt
Organism: Tinamus guttatus (white-throated tinamou)
Lineage: Eukaryota; Metazoa; Chordata; Aves; Tinamiformes; Tinamidae
Source: RefSeq, a predicted model, not a curated record